UUGUUCGUGUUUGUUUUGGUGGCAUGUUAUGUUUUGUGCACCUCUUGAAAGCCUUAAUUUAGUUUGAGCUGAACAGCGAGAUGCCAUCUAGAAUCUAAGCUCAAGCUACAAGUUUUUGUCAGCGUUUUUUUAAGAAAUGGCUCAAGCCUACGCCGUCGCUACAGCUCGCGGAGACACGCUCGCCACGCAGCGGUGCGACCUGCUAUCUCCAGAGAACGAGUACCUAGACCCCAACCCAGACCUGCACUCGCUCUUUGCAGAGUACAACCGCAUGUUCUUCGAGGGUCGAUUAGCCGGCUGUGAGGUCAAAUGGAGCAAGCGAAUGACGCUCUGUGCUGGACUGUGCAGCUUUCAGCCUCUCAGCAGCUUCUGUUCCAUUCGGUUGAGUGAACCAUUGCUAAAGCUUCGACCACGCAGCGAUAUGGUCAACACUCUACUGCACGAGAUGAUCCACGCGUACGUGUUCGUAGCGACGCCCGUGCGCGACCACGACGACCACGGGCCGCUGUUUCAAGCUCACAUGAAUCGGAUCAACGAAGCUGCGAAGACCAAGAUCACGGUCUUCCACACUUUCCUCGACGAGGUGAACUCGUAUCGACAGCACAUCUGGCAGUGCAAUGGUCCGUGUCGACACACUCGGCCGUACUUUGGUCUCGUCAAGAGGUCGAUGAACCGAGCUCCUGGGCCAACAGAUCGCUGGUGGGCGGACCACGAACGACGUUGCGGCGGGAGCUACACCAAGAUCAAGGAGCCUGCGGCGUUCACGGCCAAACAAGCGAAGAAGAGGGAGCAAGAGCUGGCUCGGGAGGAAAAGCAGAAGAAGAAAGCUGAGGACGCAAAAGCUGCACCGAGUGUGAAGUCGUUCUUCCCAAGGAUGAACGAGGACAGCGACGCCAAGACAAGUAAAGCGGAACAGUCUACGCGUGUUGAAACGAAGCCUCCUCAGCUCAGACUGGCCGACGCUUGCGUUCCCCUCCUCAGCUUCUGCUGUGUACUCUGCAGAUGGAGAUGA
Messenger RNA from Phytophthora infestans T30-4, 1012 nucleotides. RefSeq lists its product as uncharacterized. Gene Ontology annotation, molecular function: single-stranded DNA binding; metalloendopeptidase activity; polyubiquitin modification-dependent protein binding. Bases 137 to 1012 code for a protein of 291 amino acids. The record is from RefSeq and is a predicted model, not a curated record. Gene Ontology annotation, biological process: DNA damage response. Lineage: Eukaryota; Oomycota; Peronosporomycetes; Peronosporales; Peronosporaceae. The transcript has 8 exons. Gene Ontology annotation, cellular component: nucleus.